AUGGACAGCAGCGCAUCGUCCAGCCAAUCACCAAAGGACGACGUCCCCGAGUCUCUCCCACCGGGUCCUUCCUUCUUAGCUUCCUUAUUACGACCCUGGUUUCUUAUACUGAAAAUAACCGGGUUUCAUCCAUUGUCAUCCACCGGCAAAUUUUCUUUUGUUAGUCCACCAUACCAGCGUCUGCUACGCAUCAUUUUGGACAUCCUCGGUCUGCUGUGGUCCUCCGUCUUCGUCAUCGGGGUCGUGCUGCUCUUCUCGGUCACUGUCAUUCCCGCGGUCAUCAAAUCCCAAUCCAACAGCACCAGCGACAUGGUCCGGCAAGCCUGCCGUAUCACGAUACAUAUCGUCCUUUUAAUCGGCAUCCCGUACUACAUCCAUCUCUUUCGGGGACUCCACCUCUUCCUCCUGCAAUCCCAUCACUUCACAUCGACCUACUUAAACCCCCCCGAACGCCGCCGCUUCCAACGCGUCCUCCUGGCGUUGAGCAUCGUCCAAACCGCUAUCACCAUUACCCGCGUGGUGGACGCCAUCUAUAUCCCGGUGAAACAGAUGGAGAAUGAUUUUGUCACCAACCUCCUGUCGGUAUGCGGGGACUCCUCCUACACCGGACUGCGGGCGUUGGCCCGCGGCAUCUUCAUCAUCGACCAGAUCAACCAGUGUUCGUUAUUCAUCAGUCAUUCGUGCUUUAUCGUCAUCUGGUUGGUGCUGGGGGUGUGUUAUACCCACUUGAGUGACCGGAUGCGGGCGGGUGGCGGGGAGGAGGUGGACCGGUUGCUGGAGGAGCAUGCAAAUUUGAAUGCGCUGGUAUUGUCGCUGGAGCAUAAGAUCACGUAUCUGACGCUGGCGUUGUAUGUCAAUGAUCUGGUGUGUCUGCUGUAUUUUAUUGGUUGUCAUAAAGAGGAUCGAAUGAAUCCGGAGUAUAUCGCUUAUGUACCGAACAUUACCGCGUCGCUGGUUAUCUUUGCGUUUAUGGUCAUGCGGACGUUUGCGCUGAUUUAUACUAGCGAGCAGGCGAAUUCCGCUGUCCCUGUAAUGCAUACGGUGGCUCGAACGGAAAUGUCAGCAACGCGCCGGAUGGAUUUAUUCAUGCAGCUAUAUCAGAUGGAAACCACGCCGAUGACCUUUAGCCUUGGCGGCAUUAUUGCCACUAAUCGCACCUUCAUUUUAUCUGUUGUUGGGUUAAUUCUGACCUACGCUGUCGUCAUCCUUCAGCUGGACCAGAAAGAUUCACCGGAUCUAAAUACUACUGAGUGGAAGAAUUUGUUUAAAGAUGCCUUGAGUGCCAGUAGACGCAAUAUUACUGAGUUGAUUAUUCAGCAGAAUAUCAGCAUGUAUGUGUAUCUAUGA
Molecule: messenger RNA, 1347 nt
Organism: Paramacrobiotus metropolitanus
Lineage: Eukaryota; Metazoa; Tardigrada; Eutardigrada; Parachela; Macrobiotidae
Exons: 3
Coding region: 1-1347 (448 amino acids)
Biological process (GO): sensory perception of taste
Cellular component (GO): axon; dendrite; membrane
Source: RefSeq, a predicted model, not a curated record